Molecule: messenger RNA, 6210 nt
Organism: Geodia barretti
Lineage: Eukaryota; Metazoa; Porifera; Demospongiae; Tetractinellida; Geodiidae
Source: the annotation of a GenBank genome assembly
UACUACUUAUUAAUAUCCUGUCCAGACACGUACACUUUACCCGAAGAUUGACAAAAAGGGUGAGGAACAUGAAAGAAGAUGGCGGAAGAAGAAGAAUAUGAAGAAUAUCCACAAGAUUUUCAGGAUCGGUUUUCUGCGUUGAAGGCACAGUGGAAGACUGCACUGAAGAAGAAUAAAAAGUUGCUACUGAAGUGCCCUAAUUACGACAGGUGCCAGUUCAAGUGCGGCAGUGUCGGAGGCAUGACCUAUCAUUUCGUGCGCUGCGAGGGGGUCUGCGAGCGGUUCCACUGCUCAAAGUGUUCGCGCUCGUACGAGAGCCGCACGGGUCUCAACUAUCACAUCUCCAAUGCUCCAGCCGUAACUAGGAGAAAUGUACACAACACCUCAACUAAGGCUUCUCGACCAACCAAAACCACACCCACCUCCUCGACAAAGACCACACCCAACUCGUCGGCUAGAACCACGCCCGCAACUUCCCCGAACCCUCCGCCUACUUUUACGAGCAUCCCCACCCUCGCUCUUUCGCCCGUCGUCGUCGUUCCUUCUCGACGACCCUACAGCAGAUGGUGCGAGGAGAAGAGGAGAAGGGGAGCGACGGGAGGGAGAGGGAAAAAGCCCGGCGGUGUAAAGUUGGACCCGGCUGAUCCCGAAUUCAAACCGGCUCGGAGCGAGGAGGGAAGAGGAGAGACUGGAGUAGGGAGGGCUGCGAUGAUCACAGGAUCACAUGCCCCGCCCAUGAACGAUGCUCGUCCAGUGUCACCGAUUCUGCAGACACCUGUGACCUCAGUCUCAUUAAACAUACAGCCAACCAAAGGAACAGCGUUCACAGGCACGAUUCCAGUCGAGGCUUACCACACCAUCGGUCGUCUCCACAGCUCCUCCUCUGACGACUCGCCGGCUCCGCCCGUUCGCCAGAAGAAACGAAGGGUGGAACCCAGUAUCCCACGGGGCAGGGCGUUGCUGGGCGGAGCUGGUUGGGGAGGGGGUGAGGCCUCGAAGAUUGGCGGAGACUGGGGGAGUGAGGAUGGUUCGCAAGAUUAUGACCUGAGACGAUCUCGUAAACAGUACAAGCCACGCCCUACCUACUACACCUAUCUACAGAACGUGUUUGACUGCCACACCCUCCCAAUUCCCACCCAGACUCCGCCCACUCCACCCGAGCGGCUCCGCCCAAAUGACUACGACGUUUACGACGAGGUGGAGACGGAAAUCUUCGUCUACGGCAGCGGAGAGCUGUUUCUGGACGAGUCGGCUCUCGAGUACCAGAAAAUGAGCGAAGAUUCCGACAGCGAGACAGAGGACCAGUAUAUGGACCAGCAGGCUCUGCCUUCUCCCUCACUUCACAGCGAGUCGAGUGCCUCGGAGCAGUCCUCUGACGAAGAAUACAUGUGCCCCCUCACCAAGAAGAAGCCGAAACCAAAGAAGACGGUCCAGAAAGUGAAAGAGGAGAAGAGAGAGCCGGCGGCUCGGAGCGAGGAAGAGGAGAUGGCGACGGGAGGAGAAACUGGUAAAACGGGUUACAAACUGGUCUCGGCGGCCGGUUACCCCCCGCAGCUGGUCAGGACCAGUCACGGUCAGUCGGCAGUACGAGACACCUCCUCCGACUUUGCCAGAAAACAGGUUUCUAAACUGGUUAGACCCGAAGCACCUCCCCUCGUCAAGACAGCCUGGCCUUCCUCAAGUCACCGUCACUACUCCUCCGGUGAAAUCAAGGUCGUCCCCGGCAAUGCAGUGGGCGUGGUUAUGGGAGGAGCCAGCUCUAAACAGGGCGAACGACAGUUGCUCCCUAAAGUGAAACAGAAACUGGAUCACAUGAGUCCCAUUAUCAGCCUUCCCAAGAUUCACCAGCCUCAGGUGAUCUUGUCAGCCGGGGUCCAACGCCCCCCGCCCCCACUUGUUAGCACCAAGUCACGUGACUCUCAGGGCCACUCCCACUCUAUCAUAUCCGCCACUGCUUCUCAUUCGUUGUCAUCUUCGCAGCACCACAGACACCAUACGCAGACUCAAAAAUCCUCCAAACGUGUUUCCAUUGAUCCGAGUCUUCUUGGCCCCUCGAAAAAACCCUCCCCCCACAAAUCCCCGAAAACAGUUCCCCCAUUUUCCCUCAGUUCCCCUGUGAAGAAAUCCAAGCCGCCCCCCAACACCCAAUAUGGAGUGAUCGCCGCAAGUCCCUCCUCGGCCCCCCACAAAAUUCAGACCCCCACCACCUCGUUCUCCAUGGUUCAGCUACCCAGUAACAUCCCCCGAGUUAUGACCCCUAUCCAGUUAGUGUCCCCCAACCAAAAUCAGGCACCCCACGCCCUCACUGCGACAUCACAAGGCGCCUACCAGACUGCCAUGGGAUCAGGGGGCCUAAUUUUUCUCCAGGGGGGCACCCCCCAGACGACAUACAUUUCACAGGGGGGUCAAACGUAUCAGGUGAUUAACCCGGGGGCAGCUGUGUCGGCAGAGUCCUCACAAAAAGGGGGCAUACAGUACAUCAGGCAGUUGGACGGCCCCCCUGAUCGGGAAAAGUCCCCCGGGGGAAGUGGGCAAGGUGACAAAACUCGCGACGAAUUCGAGAAAAUGAGACAAAGUGAACGGGAAAAGCUGGGUCUUGGUGAGGGGGACAAAAAUUCAACGUCUUGGACCCCCGCUGUUAGGGACCCACGGAGAGAGAAAUUUCUGGCCCCUCAGCAUGAGGGGGUCACCGAAACCCACGGGGGCCGGGGGGAGAGUAUUCAGAGGCAGUCCCCCGAGGAUCGAAUGUCUGAAAAAUUGAAGUUCUAUCUUGCCAAGGAGAAAGAGAGGGUCAAGGGCGCACCUUCAAAAUCGCCACUGGCAACAAAGACAGGUGAAACAGGCUCCGCUAAUCGUGGGAGCUCACCCCAAACGAGCAGCUUGGAAUCGGCGCCCGGUGAUCGCAUUCCGUAUGCAUCACUACGGCAACGAGGGAGACGGUCAUCUUUGUCGGAAUCAUCUUCUCGCAGUCGGAAGAAGUUGCCGUCCGUUUCUCAGCAACAAGGAUCGAAACUGUCACGUCUCGUCGUGAGUCCCACUCUGUUUCGCAGCUCCUCCAGCCCCCCGGACCCCUCGGGGCAAAUUCCCCCCGAACCCCUCAGCCCAACAAAAACAACAACCGGAACAACAAAAACGACAACAAUGCCAAAAACAGCAGCAACAACUAAUACCCCUAGAACAAUUAAAAAGGCAAUUGGUGGAGCGAAAACAAAAGCGAAACUACAACCAAAGCCUCUAUUUUCACCUGAUAAUCUCACCGAAGAUGAUCCUGUGUCGUCCUUAGUGAGCUCCUCUGCUAGCCCCUCUCUGAUUGGUCAGUCUGCCCUCCAAACCACACCCACCAGCUUUGACCCUGAAUCUGAAAGCGUUGGUCUGGAACAGGGACAAGGCGAGGAAGUCCAGUGUCUGAAUUCAAACUCCAAUAACAAUGGAAAGUCAGGCACCAGCGAUCAGGAACCAAACGAUGUCGCUUGUGAAUCUCAUUCCGAGACCGCUGCCGGGAAUGUCGAUGGAAUGGAAUUGGGACAGACCACCAGGAAUGUUGGAAUGGAAUCGGGACAGGGCACCCACCACGAGUGUGGAAUGGAACAGGAUUCGUUGCUGGGUAAACGCAGUACUGAGGAAGAUGUUGUAACUCCACCGAGGAAGAGGGGUCGGCCAGCCGGUAGGGGGCGUGGCAGAGGGAGGGGGAAGGGAAAAACACAGUCGGGGUCACCUAGGGUGGAAGAGAACCGACCAAUCAGAUCGUGUCCUGACCAACAACACAGUCCUGAAGAGGGUUCAUCUCAGGCACAAGAUGAAAGUGGAAAAGAGCCAACUCCGCCAAGAAAAAGGGGUCGUCCUAAGAAAUCGACCAAUCAAACAACAAGCUCAGGACAAGGGAGCAUCGUUGAAAGUGAAACUAAAGAUCAGGACACCCCAGAAACUCCAUCCACCCCCAGGACACGAGGGAUGAGAAGACGCGAGGCUGAUCCGGUUCAGGACACUCCGACAACCUCGUCCCAACAGAGCGAAACUGAAACUGAAACUGAAGUCGCUACAACUCCGAGGAGACAGCGAGGUCGCCCACGUGGAACACCUGGAUCGGGCAAAUCUCGCAGUUUCCCCUGCAAUCACUGCGGCCAAGCUUUCACGACGAAAUACCUCCUUCAAGUCCACACCGACAACGAACAUCCGCCCGACCUCGGGCCUGAGGCGACGGUGGAGAAUUACCUACCUCUAUGGAAGAAGGUGCUGCGAAGAGUGAAGCAUGUUCGUUGUCAUGUGUGCAAGGAGUACAGGGCGACCAGUAUCCCGAGUAUGAAGUACCACUUUGCUCGUUGUGGGAAGACGCAGGAGCAGCUGCUGAUAUCGUGUGAGAUAUGCGGGAAAACGUACACUUCAAAACCGGGUCUCGCCUACCACAUGAGAGCUCAACACAGCCACACUUUAAACAAAUCCAGAGAGUCUUCACCGGCCGUUCUGUCUACUUCAACUGCUCCUCCUUCCUCCUCCAUCUCUCCCAACAUCUCCAUCGUCACUGUCGGAAGAGCCGCGGCCAGAAAAGCUCGCGAUCGCCUACACACCCUCAUCACACAACUUAGACCCCCCGAGGAAGACACCACGGUCACCAUGGAAACGGAGUCGCAGGGUGAGGUUGCCGACGGCGACCUGUCGUCAUCGGCAACGCCCACCCCAUCGGGAGAGAUUAAGAUGUGGAAACCGACCAAGACGAACUGGGCGGACUCGGCCGUCACGCCCCAGCAGAUGAAAGAGCUAAGGAAGAAGUUCCGCGCGUCAGAAGAUCCCAUGACUUGCCCAAUGAAGGGCUGUGUAAAGAGCUUCACGACGUUCCCCGGACUGCGGUACCACCUUCUCCACCACAACUCCUCCUCCAAACACCUCCCCGUGACCUGCCCAAAGUGCGGCAAGAGAUUACUCGGAGAGAAGAAGCUUCAGAUACACAUUUACAAGAAACAUCAAGAUUCAUCAAAAUCGGCCAUCCUUGAGAGGCUGAGAGGGGGUGGGGCAAGGGGUGUGGUCUUCCCCGACUGGAUGCCGUGUUCUUCAGACUGGGCAGAGAUACCUCAGAGUGAGUUGUCGGACUAUUUCCCCACCUGCCCCCCUGUCCCCUUCUCCCUUCACAACUCCACCCCAUCACCUCACCCCCUCACAACCCACACCCUCUCGCGGAACUCUGCCCCCUUCGUCUCCGACGAUUAUGGGGCGAUAUUCUCAGUUGGGGGACCUGUCUGGGCCAUGGAUUGGGCCCCCGUCUCCACGGCAACAGCCAAUCAGAUUCUUGCUGUCGCUCCGUACAGAAAUAGAUACGACGUAAGUAGAACGGAUGUAGCAAUCUUUUGUUUUAUGAAUAUCUUUAUAGUUCUUUCAAAUGGAGACAGCUUUCACGAUGAAGGGAAUAUACAAAUAUGGGAUGUUGGUCCGAUCUCCAUGGUGACCGAAACUCCGCCCACUCCUGUUCUGUCGUUGACGGUGGCCCACGAGUUUGGCGUGGUUCGCGAGGUGAAGUGGUGCCCCUCUGGUUGCCACGACGACGACGACGACGAAGGGGAGGAGAAAUGGUUGAGGGUGGGUCUACUUGCUGUUGCCAGUAGCGAUGGAUUUGCAAGAAUAAUCAGCAUCCCCAGAAUCAAGAGAAGAGGAGACCCCAAGGCUGGUAGUAGCUCCUUCACUGCUACGCCGAAAACAGUCUCUGCUGUCCUGGUUCCGUACGGAAUCGGGGCACCAAACACCACGCCCACAUUCCAGUGUCUCUGUCUCGACUGGUUGCCUAGCAACAAGCACUCCAAGAUCGCAGCCGGAUUCUCCAACGGUAUGGUAUGUAUCUGGGAUAUGGGGUGUGGGUUCCAAAUGGAGCCCACCCCAGAUGGGCGUGGUCAGAUUGUCCACCCAGUGGUAGACAUCUCGGCCCAGCAUGGUCUCUGUUCCAGUCUGGCCUGGUGUCCUCUGGAUCCAAACUACCUCUGCACCGGUGGGAAGGAUAGAGCGGUGAACGUGUGGGACAUCAGACAACCAGUUGCACCAGUUGAAACUCACGUGGAAAGAGGAGCGUUCUUCCUGCGAGAGCUGAUCUGGCCUCUGCUGUGGCCGGCAGUGUUCACAGUGGCUGGAAUCUCCGGCACGGUUCAGAUCAUCUCUUAUUCUCACCAGAGCCCGGGGAACAGACCCACCCGAGUCAUGUCUGAGAACUACGCACCGGUCUCCCUUUGA